AGGACUGAAAUGAACACAUCACAUAGGACUUAUAAACAAUGAACACUACUGACUUCUUAUACAACAAGCUCAUCAGACUGCUGAAAGGAAUCGUCAUACUGUACAUGACCUCCCAGUUUAACCAUUACUGUACGGUGUGUGCCCAGAUCCCUAUACCAAAAACACAGAACGAGUGGAACAACCAACUUACCACCAACCUCAGAGACCUGAACUGCAACAAGAGAUUCUCCAGGGACACCGAAUGCUCGAGCUCAAAGAAAAACAGAGGUCGAGGAAGGAAUAGAAAGAGGAACUCAGGAGCUGAUGCCUCAUCAUCAUCAGAACAAAAGAAACAAAAGAGGUGCCGAUGCAAGAAGAACAAGAGGCCCAGGGACAACAGGGCCGAGCGAGCCAUGUUAGAUGACCACAGAUCCCCAGCAGCCCUUACUUUCGACUUCCCCCCUCCACGACCUAGACUGAAGAUCUGCAGAGACGCAAGAUGUCUUACUUUUACCAACGGGCGAAAAUCAUUCAACGCUCCCGAAUACCUAAUAGUCUCCCAUUCUAAUUAUAUCGAAGUAUUGGAAGGAGCUUGGGAGUUAUGCGGAGAAUUCCAGAAAUCCAUAUCCUGUGUGAUAAUGAGUGACACCAACUACUUAGACAUAUUUGAUGACGAGAGCGUAAGGGUGACCACCUUCAGAAAACUAGAGAUACCAGAUAGAAUCCCGGAAUCUCCUGACACCGACUCACAUGAAGAUUUUCCACGAGACGUUGCGUAUGAGAUGGAAGCAAUGAGUAACGAGCUAUCGGGAUUAGCCGAUAACAUUAAUAAAAUGGAGGAUGUCUUAGAUAAAUCUAAUGAAUUAUUAAUGCUAGACAGACACGAGAGGCCCAAGAUGAGGAGGAAGUUCAUGAGAGUUUUAGAUACUCUUGGAGACAGCUAGUGGAGAUUACAUACCUCGUGCUAAUCCUCACGAACACUAACUUAUUCGAAAGAAUAGAGCUGAGAGCUGAAAAAUCUAGAUGCGAAGGAAACCCUCAUAACCAAGACCGCACUUGAGGACCUCUUCCCGCAAAAACAAACUUCCCCUGAAGAAGAAAAAGAGGAGGAAGACGACUAGGACUGAUUCUCACGAUAUGAGACAGUAGAUUCAGAUAGUAUAACUCUACUACAAUACUGGGCUGCAGGGGUGUUCCCCGCAAUGGUACGAUGUAUACACACCACAGCUGGCCGACCGAUGAAGGAUACAGCAGUAGUGGCUUGCUACACCGAACAAUUCAAGUUCUACAGCUGAAAAUAAGUAAAAACAUUCCGGCGUUAGUUGUGCGUAAAUAUAUUUAGGUUAUUUAAUUAUUUAUGUUGCGAAUAUCCGGUGGCCCAGAACACUCGAGGAGAAAGAGGUCCAAUGAAACUAGAAACUUUCUAGGACGAUGUUGAUUUUUAACUGUAAAUAGUAUGAUGCCUGAACAGCCGAAAUGCAUUAAAGGUAUUUUGGCAUGAUAAUAUUGCUUUGCUGUGUCAGAAUUUAAAUAAUUUAAUGAUGCUUUGCGUUUUUUUAA
This is a messenger RNA of Bolinopsis microptera, 1539 nucleotides long. RefSeq lists its product as uncharacterized. The coding region runs from base 39 to 923 and encodes 294 amino acids. The transcript has 7 exons. NCBI's taxonomy places the organism in Eukaryota, Metazoa, Ctenophora, Tentaculata, Lobata, Bolinopsidae. The record is from RefSeq and is a predicted model, not a curated record.